AUGACUCAAGCAUUAAGAAUAUUACGUGUAUUUAAAAUUUCAAAAAUAUCACGUGGAUUAAGGGUACUCAUAUUGACAGUGAAAAAGAGUAUACCCGAAUUAGUGUUACUGGGAUUCUUAUUAAUGAAUGGAAUGUUUUUGUUCUCAUCAAUGAUGUAUAUAGCUGAAUAUCGUGUUAAUGAUACAUUUCCUGAUAUACCACAAUCAUUUUGGUGGUCAAUAAUCACACUAACAGCAGUUGGUUAUGGUGAUAUGCAUCCUAAAGGUGGAGCAGGUUAUUUUGUUGGUUCACUGACAGCAAUAUCUGGAUGUAUUGUAACCGGUCUAGCAAUACCAAUAGUUGGAAAUAAUUUUAACACAUAUUACAAAUAUAUGAAAAAUCAGUUAAUGGAAGACAAAUAUCUAAAAACAUUACGUAAAGAUAUGGAGGCAACAGGAGGUGUAAGUGGAACAAAAUCAGGUAUUGGUGUAGCCGCUGAAAAAGGUGGUUUACCAUUACCAGGCAGAAAACCACGUAAUAUUAAUCGAAGAAAUAUUCGAGGUGAUAAAAUUACCAAGAAUGAUCGUAUGAAAAAUAGUCUAAUGACUAUGAUAGAGGUGUGUACACGAUUCAUAAAACGUUUAUUACCAACCCGUUUAAUUCAUAGGAAAAAAUGCAAACCAAUCGGUGUGCCUAAAACAAAUACCACUGAUUCUAUGCAGCUAUUAACAGAGAAUCAAAAAUUUCCAAAUUCAUUCACUUGUAAAACAACAGUAUCUGAAAUGACUGAAAGAAGGAUUAGUUAUAGAAAUCAAAUUAACUCAUCAACUAAUCUUAUACCAUGCAAUAUGAAAUUGAAUGGUGAUAAAUUAGAAAAUGAACACAGGCCUAGUUUAAUAUAUCCCUUAGCAACAGAUCAAUUUUUAAAUUCACUUCUACCAUCUCAAUUAUCAUCAAUUUCAACACCACAAAUAUGGGUGGAUGCAGAAGAACUAGAUGAUGCUCUAUCUUCAGUCAGUCAUGUAUAUGACACUAGUAAUAAGAAUGGUACAAGUUCACUACAACCAGUUUGUACUUCAUUAUCUACAGAUCCUAAUGAGUUAGUUAAUAAAGCUGUUGAAUAUCAUCAAGUUUAUUCAAGAAUGUCUAUAGUCUCUGAAGAGAUAUUUCCUAACUCUAUACAAAUUGCAUCUGAAUUACCAUCUUUCACAGCACCAAAUGUUCCAGAAAUUAUUCAAAAUGAUUAUGAAAUUCUUUCAAGUGGAGAAGAUGGAGAUGAUGAACAAGAAGACUCGAAUUUAGAAAUGAAAUCAAUGACAUUAAAGACUAAAUUUCAGAAUAAAUGUGAAACUAUUACUAUCCGAAGACAAUCUAUAUCACCAACAGCUUCAAAAUCACGAAUAACAAAUGCAUCAGUUAAUUGUAAUAAUAACAAUACUAACAACAACAAAAAGCUUAGUAAUAGUAAUAAACCAAUUACGAAACGAAUGAAUUAUGUAUAA
Heterobilharzia americana is the source of this 1482-nucleotide messenger RNA. Lineage: Eukaryota; Metazoa; Platyhelminthes; Trematoda; Strigeidida; Schistosomatidae. The record is from the annotation of a GenBank genome assembly.